AUGCUUUUCAUGACCGAUUACAGACUGGUCAUUGCCAUGGUAACAGGUCCAGAUGAUUGGAAGAUAGACGAGAAUAAACCCCCGCGGAUCCCAUGGUCAUGCUGCAAAAAAGACGAUACCGCAGGUCCGGAAUGCAUCACUGUCUCUAAAUUAACUUCUGUACACAGAACAGGCUGUUUAUCGAAAAUCACGGACCUGUUCUACGACAACCUGGGCACCAUUGGAGGCUUUGCUUUGGCACUGCUUUUCAUUGAAAUCCUUGGAGUGGCAUCGGGA
This is a messenger RNA of Notodromas monacha, 276 nucleotides long. The record is from the annotation of a GenBank genome assembly. NCBI's taxonomy places the organism in Eukaryota, Metazoa, Arthropoda, Ostracoda, Podocopida, Cyprididae.